GUAUUAUGUGCCAAGAAUCUGGCAAAGAAAGACUUCUUUCGGUUGCCUGAUCCUUUCGCCAAAGUGGUGGUGGAUGGCUCGGGUCAAUGCCACUCUACAGACACGGUCAAAAGCACAUUGGACCCCAAGUGGAAUCAGCAUUACGACCUUUAUAUUGGGAAGACCGAUUCCAUCACCAUCAGCGUAUGGAACCACAAGAAGAUCCAUAAGAAGCAGGGUGCGGGUUUCUUAGGCUGUGUGCGGCUCCUGUCCAACGCCAUCAGCAGACUAAAAGACACAGGCUACCAGCGUUUAGACUUGUGCAAGCUGAACCCAUCUGACAGUGAUGCUGUUCGUGGACAAAUCGUUGUGAGUCUGCAGACCAGAGACAGAAUUGGCAGUGGAGGGCCUGUGGUCGACUGUAGAGGACUGGUAGAGAAUGAAGGGCCUGUCUUUGAAGACUCGGGGCCCGGGCGGCCUCUCAGCUGCUUCAUGGAGGAGCCCAUGCCAUACACCGAUCCUACAGGAGCCGCUGGCGGGGGCAACUGCCGUGCACUUGAGUCGCCCAAUCAGGAGCAACGGCUCCAAGCACAACGCAUCAGAAACCAAGAUUCUAGAGGGCAUGCACACACCCCCCAAAACAGACCACAUGGACACCAAUCCCCUGACCUCCCUGAGGGCUAUGAGCAAAGGACCACCGUGCAGGGCCAAGUCUAUUUUCUGCACACACAGACUGGCGUGAGCACCUGGCAUGAUCCCAGAAUACCCCGGGAUUUGAACAGCCGUGAGUUUCGAGUCAGGCUCUGCCUGUUUCAGAUGGAAGUUGGCAUGGAGGAAGGUGAUGGCGAGUUACCAGUGCGCUAUGAGAGAGAUCUGGUCCAGAAACUCAAAGUUCUCCGCAUGAGCGUCUCCCAUGCAGCAGGCCUCAAGCCGGCCACUGAGUCUUAUAGACAGAUCAUGAAGAUGAGACCCAAAGACCUGAAGAAGCGGCUGAUGGUGAAGUUCAGAGGAGAGGAGGGGCUGGAUUACGGUGGAGUUGCUAGGGAAUGGUUGUAUCUCCUCUGCCAUGAGAUGCUGAAUCCAUACUACGGCCUGUUUCAGUACUCGACUGAUAACAUCUACACACUACAGAUCAACCCGGACUCAUCCAUCAACCCUGACCACUUGUCUUACUUCCACUUUGUUGGGCGGAUUAUGGGUCUGGCUGUUUUCCACGGGCACUACAUCAAUGGAGGCUUCACCUUACCCUUCUACAAGCAGCUCCUGGCGAAGCCCAUCCAGCUUUGUGACCUUGAGACGGUGGACCCAGAACUGCACAAGAGCCUCGUCUGGAUACUGUGAGUGAAUUUAAUGAGAAAU
This is a messenger RNA of Carassius auratus (goldfish), 1338 nucleotides long. Its product is annotated as E3 ubiquitin-protein ligase SMURF1-like. NCBI's taxonomy places the organism in Eukaryota, Metazoa, Chordata, Actinopteri, Cypriniformes, Cyprinidae. Gene Ontology annotation, biological process: negative regulation of BMP signaling pathway; protein ubiquitination; proteasome-mediated ubiquitin-dependent protein catabolic process. Gene Ontology annotation, cellular component: cytoplasm. The annotation marks the transcript as partial. The record is from RefSeq and is a predicted model, not a curated record. The transcript has 12 exons. Gene Ontology annotation, molecular function: SMAD binding; ubiquitin protein ligase activity.